Molecule: messenger RNA, 2984 nt
Organism: Cucurbita pepo subsp. pepo (vegetable marrow)
Lineage: Eukaryota; Viridiplantae; Streptophyta; Magnoliopsida; Cucurbitales; Cucurbitaceae
Product: G-type lectin S-receptor-like serine/threonine-protein kinase LECRK2
Biological process (GO): recognition of pollen; protein phosphorylation
Molecular function (GO): ATP binding; protein serine/threonine kinase activity
Source: RefSeq, a predicted model, not a curated record
AGGCAGGGCGUUGAGGCCCCUAGUUUGUUCAUCCAACGCUCUGCUUCCAAUUCCAAUGGCUGCCAUCAAAGUCUUGUAUUUCUCUCUCCCAUUGCUUCUCUGUUUUCUUCACUGUUACGCUCAGAACGGCAUCGUUAAUUUGAAGUCAUCAAUCGUUGCUGGGUCGAAUGAUUUUUGGGUAUCACCCUCCGGCGAGUUUGCUUUUGGGUUCCACGAGAUCACCCCGGACAGAUACCUUGUCGGCAUAGUGUUCGACAAAAUUCCUGAGAGAACUUUGGUAUGGUCCGCUAACAGAGACAACCCAGCAAACGCUAAGUCCACCAUUAUUUUCGGAUCCACCGGCGAAUUUGCGCUGAUUCAUGCUAACGACACUAAAGUUUCAAUCUACGACGGCACCGACACUACCUCGGCUUUCAUGUCUGACGAUGGCAACUUUCAGCUGCUGAAUUCCUCCUCCGAUCCCAUAUGGCAGAGCUUCGAUCAUCCCACCGAUACUCUAUUGCCUGGACAGGUUCUUCCCAAGGGCCAUCAACUGUUCUCAAAUGUGAACGGAAAAACCGACUAUUCCAAAGGCCGAUUCAUGUUGGAUGUAGCAGACGACGGCAAUGUCCUCUUGACUUCUUUUCGAAAUGGUGAUCCUGCUUAUAAGUAUUCCGGCACGUCCGGAAGCAGCAGCAUCGUCUUCAACCGAACGACAGCUCUAUUGUAUGUCUUUAAUGGCACAACAAUUACAUAUACAAUGACGACCGAACAGCCACCGCCAGUAGAAGACUAUUACCACAGAGUAAUCCUCGAUGAUCAGGGGAACUUCCGGCAGUUGUAUCGGAGUAAGACUGGCAGCGAGUGGGAAACGGCAUGGAAGUGGGUUGAAAGGCCUUGUUUGGUGAAUAACAUUUGUGGGGUGUUUGGAUUUUGCACCUCACCUGACAAUGAAACUGUGAAUUGUUCGUGCUUGGAAGGGUAUUCUUCGAUUGAUCCAAACACGCCCUCUAAAGGGUGCCAACCAGAUCUGGUCAUGGACUUUUGUUCAUUAGAUUCUACACAUGAGAGCUUCAAAAUUGUUAGGCUUGAAGAUGCUGAUUUCCCAUAUCUUAAGGACUCUGAUGUUUCCAUGGUUGGACCAUUGGAUGACAGCCAGUGCGAGGAAGCUGUGAGAAAAGACUGUUUUUGCUCGGCUGCCGUUUAUUUUAAUAAUGGUUGCUACAAGAAGAGGAUGCCAUUGUUAAACGCUAGACGAAGCAUUUCGGACACCAAUAAUCUUGUGGCGUUCCUGAAAGUUCCUAUCAAUAAUGACGGAAAAACACUCAUUUCUAACGAAGCUCUGCUAGCGAUAUUUGUGGUAUGUUCAACAUUUGCAUUGCUUUUUGCAGUCGUUUCCGUCUAUUAUCAGCCCUUUCUUACAAGGGGUUUGUUUAAAGAAAAGAAACCUGCAAAGCUGAAUCAGUUGGAGGUGAAUUUGAAGGCAUUUUCAUUGAAUGAAUUGAAAGAAGCAACAAAUGGAUUCCAAAAGCAACUUGGGAGUGGAGCUUUUGGUACAGUCUAUCAUGGGGUUUUGAGGUUGAGAGAUCAAGAAGUGGAGGUUGCAGUAAAGAAAUUGAAGAAGCUGACUGAACAUGGAGAGAAGGAGUUCUUAACAGAAGUCCAAAUAAUUGGUUUGACUCAUCAUAGGAACCUGCUUCAAUUGUUGGGAUUCUGCAACGAGGGAGAUGAUCGGUUGUUGGUUUAUGAGUUCAUGAAAAAUGAUACCUUGUCAAGUUUCCUGUUUGGGGGGAAGGAAAAUGAAAAGCCCAAAUGGGAAAGCAGAGCAAAAAUGGUGUUGGAAAUCGCCAGUGGGUUGUCAUAUUUGCACGAAGAGUGCGAAACCCAGAUCAUCCACUGCGAUAUAAAGCCACAGAACAUUCUCCUUGACCACAAUUACAUUGUGAAAAUCUCAGAUUUCGGCAUAGCUAAGUUGAUGAAGAAAGACCAGACACGCACAGACACGAUGAUGAGAGGAACAAGGGGAUACAUGGCGCCAGAAUGGAUGAGAGCUUUACCUGUUACCAAAAAAGUUGACGUUUACAGCUUUGGAGUGGUUUUGUUAGAGACCAUCUUUUGCAGAAGGCAUGUUGUAAAAGAGAUGGAAGCCUCUGAUGCAACAUUUCUGGUGGACUGGGUUGUAAGUUGUUUGAGAGCAGAAAGAUUGAGAGACGUGAUAAGCCAGGAUUCUGAAGCAGUGAAUGACUAUGAAAGGUUUAAGAGGAUGGCAAUGGUGGGUCUGUGGUGCUUGUCUUCGGAUCCGGUACGCCGCCCAUCCAUGAAAGACGUUGAACGGAUGCUAGAAGGAAGCAUUGAGGUGAGGAUCCCUCCUCUGCUUGAGUCAUCAUAUACAUACCCCCACUAUUAGUACAUACCCCCACUAUUAGUGCUUCUCUGUUUGUGUUCAUCUUAAUCAAGUGUGUGUUAUUGUGCGAUCCUAACAUCAUCAUCAUACUCUCCCUAAACUUGAGUAUGUUUGAAUUCUGUCCCUCAAAGUUGCUCCAAGUAUCGUUCAAACUUGCGCACAAAGCGUGGAACUAAUUAGUAGUUCAUUCUAGUUCAUUCUACAGAGCGUGGAACUAAUUAGUAGUUCAUUCUAGUUCAUUCUACAGAGCGUGGAACUAAUUAGUAGUUCAUUCUAGUUCAUUCUCUUGGCCAGCAAAGUUACGACACCAUUAGAUAGUAGUCACUCGUGUGCAUCAUGGUGUUUCCUGGCUUGUUAGUCCUCUCUUCCAUGACGUUAGCUACGUUGAGAUAUGAUUCAAAGUAGUUGAGAUAUGAUUCAAAUAUUCAAACUAACAAGAUUUGAGGAGGUUGGCAGUAGAUUUGAAUUUAAUUUCCAUAAUUUACUAUUUUGGAUCCAGUGUAUAAGCCUAUCAAUACUGUGAUUGUGUAGUGAUUAUGUAACCCUUUUGAGGCAAAGACAAUAAUAAAGUAAUGCAGCUUUAAACUAUUUUAUUUUUUCA